CCUCCCUCCUUCUUUCCCUCCCGCCACCAUGUUCAAGAAGCUGAAGCAGAAGAUCAGCGAGGAGCAGGAGUCGCCGCGCGGGGCGAGAGGACGAGCCGCCCCGCUGCCGUCGCAGGUCCCUUCCAAAUCCUCUCCACCACUUGGUAGAAGCAGCAGCACAUCUUCGUUUACGGAUCAGACUGAUGAAGACUCUUUACCACCAGACAAAGAGCUGCUAGCCGGGAUGAUAGCAGAACCUGCUUUUCUCUCUGAGUAUACUAUCUUUGCUUUGGAUCCCACCAAACAGCCUAAGCCACAGAGUGACAGUGUGAACUCCAGUAGAGAUCCACUUCUUGGGUACAAAGAAAACAAUGGAAGUGGAUCAGCCUCUCCGCAGGAGUCCCUGGUACGAGCUUCUUCAAGAGACUUCUUGAAUCGACUGGACUUGGACGCAGCUGGUCCCACCUUUGAUCCACCUUCUGACAUUGAAAGUGAGCCAGAGGAGCCUCUGGGAAAAAUGGACAGCCUCAGCAAAGAGCAGCUGCUUCAGCGACUGCGCAGGAUGGAACGCAGCUUGGGCAACUACAGGGGAAAGUACUCAGAGCUAGUAUCUGCUUAUCAAGUUAUCCAGCGGGAGAAGAAGAAGCUACAGGGUGUCCUGAGUCAAACUCAGGACAAAGCACUUCGCAGAAUUGGAGAACUGAGAGAGGAGCUCCAGAUGGAUCAACAAGCUAAGAAACAUCUCCAAGAGGAAUUUGAUGCUUCCUUAGAAGAAAAGGACCAACUUAUUAGUGUCCUGCAAACUCAGGUAUCAUUGUUGAAGCAGAGGUUACAGAAUGGUCAGAUAAGUACUGAAUUGCCUGAUCCAAAUAUUCAGUCUGAACCACAAGGGGAAAGUCCAACAAGAGAAAUCAGUGUAGAAAAUUUUGUGGAUCCUGGAAGCAACGGGGGUAGUGGAGAUUCUGUUAAAACACUGGAAACUCUUCAUCAGAGGGUGAAGCGCCAAGAGAACUUGCUGCAGCGUUGUAAGGAGAUGAUUCGGUCUCAUAAGGAGCGCUGCGCCCAGUUAACCAACGAGAAGGAGGCACUUCAGGAACAGUUAGAAGAGAGGCUUCAGGAACUGGAGAAAAUGAAGGACCUUCAGAUGGCUGAGAAGACUAAACUGAUUACUCAGCUGCGUGAUGCAAAGAAUUUGAUUGAGCAGCUAGAACAAGACAAGGGCAUGGUAAUUGCAGAGACAAAGCGACAAAUGCAUGAAACACUGGAAUUGAAGGAGGAGGAGAUAGCCCAACUGCGUGCUCGGAUCAAACAAAUGACUACAAAAGGCGAGGAAUUAAAAGAACAGAAAGAAAAAUCUGAAAAAGCUGCUUUUGAAGAACUUGAGAGGGCUCUGAGUAUUGCCCAAAAGACAGAGGAAGCCCGGAAAAAAUUGCAGGCAGAAAUGGAUGAAAAAAUCAAAGCUGUAGAAAAGGCAAGUGAGGAAGAGAGGGUAAAUCUUCAACGGGAGUUAACCAGAGUGAAACAAGAGGUGGUUGAGAUUAUGAAGAAGUCUUCAGAGGACCGUGUUGCUGAACUAGAAAACUUCCAUAAAAAAGAGCUGGCUACCAAAGAACAGGAGCUAAAUGAGAGAUUACAGGCCCAAGAAAAGGCAUUCCAGGAGAGGAUGAAGGCAGCUCUUGAAAAAAAUCAAAGUGAGUGUUUGAAAACCCUUCAAGAACAAGAGCAGCAAGAAUCCUUAGCCUUGGAAGAAUUAGAGCUGCAGAAGAAAGCAAUACAGUCAGAGUGUGACAAGAAGGUUCAGAUGAUGCAUCAAGAAGUAGAGACUUGUAGAACUAGGAUUCUUGAACUGGAAAGCUCACUUGCAAAGUAUUCUCAAGAUGACAGAAAGCAAUCAGAGGAAUUAAGUACUCUGAUGGAGUCUGAAAAAGAGCAGCACAGUAAGGAAAUUAAUGAAAUGGUUGAAAAACACAAGAAAGAAAUGGAGAACAUGAAACAGCAGCAGGAAAAAAUUUGGACUGAAAAGCUUCAAAUCUUAAAGCAACAACAAGUAGCUGAAAUAGAAAAAAUGAGAGAGAAGCAAGAACAAGAGAUAGAUACAAUUUUGAAAGAGAAAGAAACUGUUUUCUGUGCACACAUAGAAGAGAUGAAUGAGAAAACAUUGGAAAAACUUGAUGUGAAACAAACAGAACUAGAAGCACUGUCUUCUGAGCUGUCAGAAGCACUAAAAAUACGUCAUGAUUUAGAACAAGAGCUCUCAGAAUUGAAUAGUAAAGUGUGUGAAGCAAAGCAAGAAUUGGAAGGGAAGUUGGAAGAAGAGAGGAAACGGCACAAUGAAGAGGUGGAAGUGAUGUUAAAAGAGCAUGAAAUGUCUAUUCAAGGUGUUGAGAAGGUACUCAAAGAGGAACUCAACAAACUCAAGCAAUCAUUGGAGGAGAAAGACAGACAUCUGGAGGAACUAAAAGCACAUGAACAGAAACUAAAGGAAUCUGCAGAAAGAUCUGAAGCUGAACUUGUUCGAGUGUCUGCAAGGCUAAAGGAGCUUUCAGAGUCUCAUCAGAGGACUUCUAAUGAGCAAGCAAAGACUUAUGAAGAGGAAUUAGCAAAGCUGCAGCAGAAGCUGGCAGAUCUUGAAGGUGAAAAAUUGCAACUUAGUGAGCAGCUAGGAAAAAAUCAAUCUCAGUCGAAUGAAGUCAAGAAUGAGUUAGAGGCAUACAUCUCUCAGGUACAUGACCUGAAGCAGAAUUUGCAAGAGCAAAGCAAUGAAAACACACAAAAGUUAACCUCUCUAACACAGCAGUAUGAAUGUCAACUGAAGGAUCUACAAAGAGAGGCUGAUGAGAUGAAAAGAAGUCUAACUGAGAAGGAAAAUGAAAUUGAACACAUGAAGAAGUUACAGGACAAGCAAGUGGAAGAGCUUAAACAGAAACUGUUAGGCAUGGAGAAUAGAAUUGGUGCUUUAAAAGGAGAAUAUGAAAGUAAACUGAAACGUCAGGAGAAUAAAAUGGAGAAAAUUAAACAGAAAUCCAAAGAUAUGCAGGAAACUUUCAAAAAUAAACUUGCUGAACAAGAGGCUAAACUAAAAAAGGAGCUUGAAAACAAGCUGUUGGAGUUCAGUCAGAAAGAGAGUGAGUUCAAUGCUAAAAUGUUGGAAAUGGCACAUGCCAGCUCAGCUGGAAUCAAUGAUGCUGUGUCAAAACUGGAAUCUAAUCAGAAAGAGCAACUGGAGACUCUCACUGAGGCUCAUAGGAGGGAGCUGGAAGAAAUUGCCCAGAGUUGGGAAAAAAAACUCAAUCAGCAGGUUGAAGAGCUCCAGGAAAAACAUGAUAUGGAACUGCAAGAGAAAGAGCAGGAAGUUGGAGACCUAAAACAGAAGCUUGCAACCUUCAGUGCUGAGGAGGAGAGCUCCAGAACAGAAAUAACCCAACUGAAGGAAGAACAGGUGAAAAGGGAAGAGUCCCUGAAGGAAUUGCAAGAACAACUAAGGCAGUCAGUGUCUAAGGUGAGUGCUUUGUCAGAUAAGGAAAGUGACCUGAAAACACAGUUGAAAAAAUUGGAGAGUGAUCUUAAUCAGUCCUUGAAAGAGCAGUCAGGACUUGAGGAACAGCUCAAUAAACAGAAAGCAGUUGAAGAACAGGAUAAAGCCAGAAUUACCGAGCUGGCUGAUACCCUGAAAACCCUUGAAGAGAAACUCCAAACAAUGCAGUCUUCUCUGUAUAAAGAUCAUGAAAAUUAUGAGAAAAAGAUAGAGGCAAUUCAGCUAAAAGAAACUGAGCUUAAGAGGCAGACAGGAGAACUUGCAGCCCAGUUAGAUGCUUAUUGGAAGAAUGCUGAAGCUUUAUUACAAACAAAAAGCAGUGAAUUAAUUGAUAAAUGUAGUGAAAAAAUUGGCCUGGUAAAAUGCAAACUUGCAGAUUGUGAGCGCCGAGUGGCAAAAGUUAAAGAAGCAGUGUUAAUUAAAAUGAAUAAGAUUUCUCAACUAGAAGCUCAACUUAGAGAAGUAUCAGAGCAUCAUUCUGCUGCAAAUACUUCAUUGCAGAAGUCAAUGCAACAGCUGCAAGAGAAGGACAGUUUAAUUAUGUCCCUGAGAACUGACAUUGAGGGACUUUUGACAGAAAAGGAACAAUUGCAGAAAGAGGGAGGGCAUCAGCAGCAAGCAGCAUCAGAAAAAGAAACUUGCAUAACACAGCUGAAGAAAGAGUUGUCUGAAAAUAUCAAUGCUGUCACCUCAAUGAGGGAGGAACUCCAGGAAAAAGAAUCUGAGAUCUCUGCUCUCAACAAAACAAUUAAUGACCUUAAUGUUAGACUGGAAAGCACUGUAAGUUUAACAGAGAAGGAAGCAGCCAUGUCUCUGUUAAGCAAGCAACAUCAAGAGGAUCAGUUGCGGUUGUUAAACCAGGUACAGGAGUUAUCAUCCAGAGUUGAGAUGCUUGGUCAAGAAAAAGCAUUGGCUCUUGACCAGGUAGAUCAGUGCACAGCCAAGCUGUCAGAGUGGAAAACGAAAGCACAAACCAAGUUUACACAAAAUCAUGACACUAUUAAAGAUUUGCAGAGCAAACUUGAAUUAAGCAAUAUUGAAGCCAAUAAAAAAGAUGAAGAGCUCAAUAAAUUGAAGGAACAGCUAGCUAAACAAAGCAAGAAUAUCGAUAGUUUAAGAAGUGAAUUGGAACAAAAGCAAAACAGAAGGGGAAAGCAAGAAAGUGAAUUAACUGCAGAGAUAAAACACCAAGCAGCAAGAAUUGCUGAGCUAGAAGAACACAUUGCUCAGAAGACUUCAGAAAAUGAUUCCUUGAGGGAGGAACUUGAAAAGUAUAAUGAACAAAAAGACACGGAGCAACAAGAGAUAGCUUGGCAACUCCAGCAGGCAGAGAAGGUGGCUUUUGAAAAGGACAAUAGAUUUAAGGAGGCUGAAGAAAAGGUGCUUCAUCUUGAGAAGCAAAUAGGUUUGCUGAAAGCUGAAUUUGAAUCAAAGGAGAGGGAGUUUGAUCAAAUGAAGUCAGCAAUACUUAAAAGCAAAGAGGAAGAACUGAAAGAAUUAGAAGAGAAACUGAAUGCAGAGAACAGCACUAAGCUGGCAGAUCUGAAAAAGAAGGCAGAGCAAAAAAUUGGUUCUAUUAAAAGGCAAUUGAUAUCUCAGAUGGAAGAAAAAGAACAGCAAUUCAAGCAGGAUAAAGAAAAUCAAUUAAGAGAAUUGGAGCAAAAAGUGCAGGAGAGAGAUGCCAAAAUUGAGUCCUUAGAAUUAACAAUUAAGUCAACGAGAGAUCCCACAGUGUUAGAGAAAGAAAUGCUGCAAAAAGUAGAGAGUGUAAAAGCUGCUGUAGAACAAGAUAAAAACAACAUGCUUGAGAGUGUCAAACAGACAUAUGAAGAGAAAAUUCACAUAUUACACAAGGACUUAACUGAAAAAGAUGGAUUGUUGGAGAAGUAUGAAAAGGAACAACAAAAGAGUAUUGACUCUUACCUAGAACUGCAAAACAAACAGGAAGAACUCCUUAAAAGACUAGAAUGCAUUGAGAAGAGCCAUCAGGAGGAGCAGAGUAGGACGGAAAGCCUCAAGAAAGAACUUGAGGAGCAGACCAAGAAAUACUCAUUGUUAGCAGAUGAGUAUGCUCAUUGUGGUGGCGAUUUAGCAAGCAGUAGAGAAGAGUUAAAAGCUAAAGAACAGAAAUGUCUUGAUAUGGAGAAAGUAGUUGGAGAUUUCCAGAAAAAAAUGCAGGAAAAGGAGGCGGUCAGUCAGUCUUUGGAACAGAAGAUCAAAGAGCUGGAAAAUAACCUAUUGAGGGAAAACGAAGUGCGUAAGAUUGAGGUGGAAGAUGUGAGUUUGAGAUAUGAAGAAAAGCUAAAAAGUUUACAGCAGCAGUUGGAUGAAAGAAAUGAUAGUCUGAAAGCUUUUGAGGAAAAUGAUGCAGAGAAAGCAAAGUCAGGUUUGGAGCUGCAGAAGGUACUAGAUGAUAUGCAGAACCAGCAGAAGGACUUGCAGACUAAACUGGAAGAGACUGAAAGGGAGAAACAGAAACUACACAAGGAAGUGAAUAAUCUUCAAAAAGACUUACGUGCUCUGCGGAAAGAACAUCAGCAGGAGCUUGAAAUAGUGAAGAAAGAGUCCUUAGAAGAAAUGGAGCAGAAAAUCAGAUGUGAACAAGAAGACAUAGAGUUAAAGCACAACUCCACCAUAAAGCAGUUAAUGAGAGAGUUCAACACUCAGCUGGCUCAGAAAGAGAGAGAAUUGGAAACAGCAGUAAAAGAGACUAUCAGCAAAGCCCAGGAUGUAGAAAAUGAAUUGAUAGAAAAUCAUCACAUAGAGACAACACAGUUGCAUAAAAAAAUUGCUGAAAAAGAUGAUGAUCUAAAAAGGACAGUGAAAAAAUAUGAAGAAAUCCUUGAGGCUCGUGAAGAAGAGAUGACAGCAAAAGUCCAUGAGUUGCAGGCGCAGCUAGAAGACUUGCAGAAGGAACACAAAGAAAGGAUGGCAGAAGAGGAACAUUGGAGCAAUGAAAAAGUCACAAUAACAGAGCUUCAGGCCCAGCUUGCACAGAAAACCACCCUAGUCAAUGAUUCAAAACUGAAGGAGCAGGAGUUCAAAGAGCAGAUUAAUGUACUAGAAGACAGGUUGAGAAAUUAUGAGAAGAAUAUGUAUGUCACAUCAGUUGGAACACCAUACAGAGAUGGAAGCCUUCACCAUACUGACGUUUCCCUCUUUGGGGAGCCUACUGAGUUUGAAUACUUGAGGAAAGUGCUCUUCGAAUAUAUGAUGGGUCGAGAGACAAAGACAAUGGCCAAGGUUAUAACAACAGUGCUGAAGUUCCCAGCAGAUCAGACUCAGAAGAUCCUAGAACGAGAAGAUGCUCGGCCAUUGUUUGCCUCACCUCGCAGUGGUAUCUUCUGAAAAUCCCAUCAGUCUGUGCUUAGUUAGCAUGUGGUCAUGGCGACGACCAUAUUGAAGAAGUUGUGAUGAGACUCUCUCAUGACACUGCUGCUUAGAAAUAUGUUCAUAUCUCUGUUAUCAUCCCUUGAGAAGGGACAAGAAGAAAAGCUGUUAUUCAAGGUCACAAGUGGAAUAGCAAGAACCAAAACUCAGCACCACCUUUGGACCAUGAAUAUGGUUAAAACUGCCUUGAAGAGAAAGGCUAAUCAGGGGUUAUCUGGUGAUGACUCUUUUUUUCUCUUCUAUUAAACACUGUCUUCUAUUUUGUGUUAAAAGUUAUUUUUUUAAAGGAGAGAAAAGACUUUAUCCUAGGAAGGAGCUGCCCACUACUGUAUCUCUAUACAGGCUUUACUGGGUGUUUUUUAAGAGUUGAAAUAAAUGGUUUGUUUCUUCUAUUUAUUUUUUUAAUUUUUGAAUGAACUGUGCAAUACAUUUUGGAUAGGUAGUGGUUGAGGUGAUUUUCCUGAUGAACUAGGCACACUUGAUGACUACUCUCUCCCAAUUUGAUCUUAUGAUUGUUAGCUAAGGAUCACUUCUAUAUGCUUUUGCCUACAAUAAAUCCAACUUGCAGUACCUCAUUUGUUUACUCCUAGCUUUUGUACUUAUAUUUUCUGGAGAAAAAAAGUAUGUUCCUGUAAAUUGUAAAUAGUUAAUACAUAACUGUAUCAUAUGCUGAUCUGUGACUGUUGACAGCACUAAUCUGACAAGAGCUGAGAUGGAAUAAAAUUUAUUUACUGUAUAA
Messenger RNA from Pezoporus flaviventris, 7643 nucleotides. It is a transcript of the gene GOLGA4, whose product is annotated as golgin A4. Gene Ontology annotation, cellular component: Golgi apparatus. Gene Ontology annotation, molecular function: small GTPase binding. The coding region runs from base 29 to 6862 and encodes 2277 amino acids. NCBI's taxonomy places the organism in Eukaryota, Metazoa, Chordata, Aves, Psittaciformes, Psittacidae. The transcript is spliced from 26 exons. Gene Ontology annotation, biological process: Golgi vesicle transport. The record is from RefSeq and is a predicted model, not a curated record.